AUGACCGCGCCCUGGUCCCUGGAGUCACCGGCCGUGCGGGUCAGCGGCGCGCCCCCGCCCUCCACGCUGGUGCAGGGCCCCCAGGGGAAGCCGGGCCGCACUGGCAAGCCUGGACCCCCCGGACCCCCCGGGGACCCGGGUCCUCCGGGCCCUGUAGGGCCGCCGGGAGAGAAGGGUGAGCCGGGCAAGACCGGCCCUCCAGGGUUGCCGGGCCCGGGGGGCAGCGGCGCCAUCAGCACCGCCACCUACACCACGGUGCCGCGCGUGGCCUUCUACGCCGGCCUCAAGAACCCUCACGAGGGUUACGAGGUGCUCAAGUUCGACGACGUGGUCACCAACCUAGGCAACAACUACGACGCGACCAGCGGCAAGUUUACGUGCAACAUUCCCGGCACCUACUUUUUCACCUACCAUGUCCUCAUGCGCGGCGGCGACGGCACCAGUAUGUGGGCUGACCUCUGCAAGAACGGCCAGGUGGGCCCGGCGGGGGCACGGGGUUGGCCUUGGGGCAGGGACCUCUAGGAGCCCGGGUCAUAUGGGUACCAGGUUGGAGUCGGAGGGCGCUGGUGAAAACCGUACAGCGGCCCGACUUAAGGCAUCGUAUGCGGGGGACGGUCGAAGAUGGCUGGUACCUCUGACUCCUCAAUUACUGGGCGCCGACUCCAAGGCAGGCGCUGCUGGCCACCCGCGGCGUGGAAAUGCGGGAGAUAAUCGAACUAGUGAGAGCGCAGGGCUCCCGGGCGCGCGGACUGGCCCUUGGGAAGCGGCGUCUGAGAGCUGGGAGCCUGGUUGACACCAGCGGGAGACUAGGGCAGGGCAGGAUGGGAAAAGGUAGCCUUGGCGCCUGCGGGCUCCCAGGUGCAUAGCUAUGCGCACCAGCCGAAAAGGCGAGCUGUAGAUGUUUUGGGCACUAAGGCAAAGGGAGCCUGGCGCAAAGCCUUAGCUGCAAUACAUCUCCGGCCCUUGGGAAGGGACCACUGGAUCGAUCUGACACCCUUUGCAAAACCCGGGACUGAGCGGCCCCUUGGCAUUGUGUAAGAGCUACCAGGGCAAGAAGUUGGCCUGGGUGGGGGGAGUCUUUUCUUCUGAGAGGGGGCAAAGAGGUGAAAACUCCCCUCCUCUUGGUCUCCCAGCUGCAACUCCUGACUCCUGGAGUGGGGGGGAAUCCUCCUCCUUCCUUGUUCCCAUCCCAGAGAUGGGAGCCAGCAGGCAUCAAGCACACAGGGUUUUUGGUACCUGGACCUGCAAUACAUGGUGCUCUUCUUGGGACUGCUGCCCCUGGACCAAUCUCAACCUAACCCUGCCCCAGGGCAACAGUUUUGCCCAACUCCCUUCCCUUUUGAUACACCCUCCCUUCCCAGUGCUUCCGGACUCCAGUGGCUGGGGUCUCUGCGGGUGGUCAGGCCAAGCAUUUUUGUGGAAGAAGGGGACCUGCUCAGGUCAGAACUAAAGCUAGGCUAGUGGGAAUUGGAAAGGAAUCUCCUGCGACAGAGACCCAAGACUCUGCUGGAACCCCUCCCACUACAGCACUGCUCUGAGGAAGACCCUGGCUUGGGGGUAAGAGUCAGCAAAAAGCUGGCUGACCAGGUACUUGUAAGUAGUCCCCCCUCCCCUGACACACACACUUUUCUCUCCCCACUGCCUGCUUCUCUUUCUGGUUUCCACCUCUCCCCUGCCUC
Miniopterus natalensis is the source of this 1679-nucleotide messenger RNA. The record is from RefSeq and is a predicted model, not a curated record. Lineage: Eukaryota; Metazoa; Chordata; Mammalia; Chiroptera; Miniopteridae.